Messenger RNA from Arabis nemorensis, 2826 nucleotides. Lineage: Eukaryota; Viridiplantae; Streptophyta; Magnoliopsida; Brassicales; Brassicaceae. The record is from the annotation of a GenBank genome assembly.
AUGGCUACAGGAGAGGAUCAGAUGCAAGGACCGAGCGGGAGGGAAGAGAAGAUUUUUGUCUCUGUUCGUCUGAGGCCGUUAAAUGUGAAAGAAAGGGUAAGGAAUGAGGUGGCCGAUUGGGAGUGUAUCAAUGAGGAAACGGUCAUAUACAGGAGCCAUCUUUCCAUUUCCGAGCGUUCCAUGUACCCCACUGCAUACACAUUUGACAGAGUGUUUGGCCCUGAGAGUUGUACUAGGGAGGUGUAUGAUCAAGGGGCAAAGGAAGUGGCUCUCUCUGUUGUUAGUGGAGUUCAUGCUAGUGUUUUUGCAUAUGGACAAACAAGCAGUGGAAAGACAUACACUAUGAGUGGAAUUACUGAUUACGCCUUGGCAGAUAUAUACGAUUACAUUGAUAAGCACAAGGAAAGAGAAUUUGUUCUGAGGUUCUCAGCCAUGGAGAUCUAUAAUGAGUCUGUACGAGACCUCUUGAGUACAGACAUUACUCCACUCAGAGUUCUAGAUGAUCCUGAGAAAGGGACAGUUGUUGAGAAACUCAUGGAGGAAACUCUGCGGGACUGGAAACAUUUUAAGGAGCUUUUAUCAAUCUGUAUAGCUCAAAGACAUAUUGGAGAGACAGCUUUAAAUGAAGUUAGUUCCCGCUCUCAUCAGAUUCUGAGAUUGACAGUUGAAAGCACAUUACGUGAAUAUUUGGCGAAUGAUAAAUUUAGUACACUCACAGCGACAGUGAAUUUCAUUGAUCUUGCUGGAAGUGAACGUGCAUCUCAAUCAUUAUCAGCUGGCACAAGGUUGAAAGAAGGUGGUCAUAUAAACCGAAGUUUACUAACACUAGGAACUGUCAUUCGAAAGCUAAGUAAAGGAAAAACUGGGCACAUUCCAUUCAGAGAUUCAAAGCUGACACGCAUACUUCAGACUUCCUUGGCCGGGAACGCCAGAACUGCCAUAAUUUGCACAAUGAGUCCUGCAAGAAUCCACGUUGAGCAAUCAAGAAACACGUUGUUAUUCGCAAGCUGUGCAAAGGAGGUGACAACAAAUGCACAAGUCAACGUCGUCAUGUCUGAUAAAGUUCUGGUUAAACAUUUACAGAAGGAGUUGGCUAAACUUGAGAGUGAAUUGAGAAGCCCUCGUCAAACUCUUGUUGCCUCUGACACAACUGAGUUACUCAAGGAGAAGGACCUCGAAAUUGAAAAGCUAAACAAAGAGGUAUUCCAACUAGCACAACAAUUAGAGUGGGCUCAUUCUCGGAUUGAGGAUCUUCAACAAAUUAUUGGAGAAGCACCACAACAAAAAUUAUCAACAAACUCAGAACAGACAAAUGUGAUUUUGGGAUGUCAAUACCCCAAGCUGCGGGUGCGCAGCUCAUGGGAAUCUCUUAAUAUAACACCAGAAAGCCCUGUAUCAACUCAACCAUCCAGUAUGAUAUCCCCACAAUCAACCGAGCACGGUUCUGACGAGAAUGUCUUUCAGCUUUCAGACUUUAGGAUAGAUACUGGUGCAAGUAGUCCAGCCCAACAACUUCCCUUUUCAACUCCUGGAAAAUUCACUAAAGUUCGACUUAAUAUUCGUGGGGCAGAAACUAAAAACCAACCGCGCAUUCACAAGGGGGAAUCUGUAGAUCAAUCUCGUGCUCAGGAAGAACGAUUUCAUGAAAUGGUCGAACCAAGUGAGGUGGAUUCUGAAGAUACUUGCACGGAAUUUCGAAUCAUAGAAACAGAGAGUCCCGAUUCCGUCACUUCAUCUCCUGAAAAGCCUUAUGCUUGGUAUCUUGAGAGACAUUCGCUAAAGGAAGGAGGCUUGGGGCAUACUAGAAGCCAAAGCUGCGGAGCAAGCUUGGUAUCUAGCUCUUCCUUUCCUUUGUUUGAGGGAGAUGCCUAUCAGAAAGAAAGAGCGGAGAGCAACCUGAAACCGCACAACAUCAAGAGGCCACCAUUGCCAAAGCAUUUGAGCGGGAUGAGUAUGCCAGCAACUUGGUUCGAGGAAAACUUCAACCGCUCACAAAGAAUGCCAGCUGCUUUAGAUGGUGUUAAUAAGAGAAAGUCAUCACUGAAUGGCUCAGAGGUGUCUCCCUCUAAAGCUCCUGUGUAUGAACGUCAGACAAGUGGUGGAGCUUCCAUCAACCACGAGGAAGGUGAAGAGACUGCUCCUCAAAGGGACAAGCGAAUCAUUCAUUUAUCGAUGGAGGAAAUAGAACAAAAGUUCUUGGCUCUAAGAUCGUCAAAGAGUUUCAAAGACGCUGCGGUGGAUCCCAUACAAGACUAUUUAACCAUGCCAUUGAACUGGCCGCUUGAGUUCAAGAGACUCGAGAUGGAGAUAAUAGAGUUAUGGCAUGCUUGCAACGUAUCCAUGGCACACAGAAGUUACUUCUUCCUUCUAUUCAGAGGAGAUCAGAAAGAUUGCUUGUAUAUGGAAGUAGAACUCCGUAGGCUCAAGUACAUCAGAGAAACUUUUACCCUCAAUAACAAAGCUAUCGAAAACGGACGCACUCUUACAUCAAUGUCCAGCCUGAGGGCGUUGAACAGGGAAAGGUACAAGCUGAGUCAGCUGAUGCAGAAGAAACUAACAAAAGAAGAGAGGGAGAACUUGUUCUUGAGAUGGGGCAUUGGGUUGAACACAAAGCACAGGCGGCUCCAGCUGGCUCACCGGUUAUGGUCUGAGAGCAAAGACAUGGAGCAUGUCCGAGAGAGCGCCUCUGUUGUGGGGAAGCUCAUGGGGUUUGUGGACAUGGAUUUGGCUUCCAAGGAGAUGUUUGGCCUCAACUUCUCUCUUAGACCCCGUCCCAAGAAAUCUAGCCUGUGGAAACGCAGUGUUUUGUCUCUCUCCAUUUUGUAA